Molecule: messenger RNA, 2743 nt
Organism: Cynoglossus semilaevis (tongue sole)
Lineage: Eukaryota; Metazoa; Chordata; Actinopteri; Pleuronectiformes; Cynoglossidae
Gene: naaladl1
Product: N-acetylated alpha-linked acidic dipeptidase like 1
Exons: 19
Coding region: 207-2420 (737 amino acids)
Molecular function (GO): carboxypeptidase activity
Source: RefSeq, a predicted model, not a curated record
AAACUUCACUGUGGUAGUACUACACUUUACAGGUCAGUUUGGCGCUGACUCUAGUCCUGCAGAGUUCAUUCAUCAUCACGCUCAGCUCUAAUCUUUUUUCCUUACAUCAUGGAAUCAUAAAAAAUUGAUUCACUUUGUUAAUUAGAGAAAACGACCACGACCGACAACCUCACAGAACCAGGAGUGUUUCCAUCCUCAACAGAAGAAUGAUAAAGACGGUAUGUCUGGGGCUUCUCUGCGGCGCCGCCGUGUUCACCGUGGGCAUUCUGAUUGGCCACUUUGGCAUCACCAAGAGCAGCAGCAACUCAGCACCAUCCUGGGUGAAGGAUGUGGCACAAGAUGUGAACGAGGGCCUCAUAGAGGAAUUCCUGUCCGAAGUGGACAACGUCCAAAUACAGGAAAACCUUAGGGAGUUGACAAAAGUGCCACACAUGGCUACGACAGCCGGAGAUGAGCAGACGGUGAAGCUUCUGCUGGAGAGAUGGGGAGACCCUGAAUCAGGUCUGGACCAGACAUGGAAAGAAGAGUACAAGGUCUACCUGUCCUUCCCAGACCCCAAGAAGCCCAACAAGGUCACCGUAGUGGACUCAUCGAAUGCUGUGCUGUACACGGCCAGAGAGAAGGAGAAGCCUUACACAGAUGACCAGAAGGAUCCUGCGGUGGUUCAACCUUAUGCUGCGUACUCGCCUGCAGGACAAGUGAAGGGAAAACUGGUUUACGCCAACCAAGGUAAAGCCAGUGACUACCAGCGGCUCAACCAGACAGUUGACUUGAAGGGAAAUGGACCGUUACGUCAUGUGAUCCUUAUCCAGGCCAUCAAUGCAGCUCCGUUCGGUGUCCUCGGUGUUCUAGUCUACACUGACCCUCUGGACAUCAACGAUGGCCUCAUGUCAGACAUCAAUGAGACCUACCCCAAUUCCUGGUACCUGCCGCCCUCUGGUGUGGAGCGAGGAUCAUUUAAUACUCAGUUCGGAGACAUGCUCACGCCGUACUUAGCAGCCAAAGAGGACACCUACAGGAUCCCCGAGGAGGACAUCACUGGGAUCCCGCCCAUUCCCAUUCAACCAAUCGGAUUUGAGGACGCCUACAAACUAAUCUGCGAGCUCGAAGGAGACCCAGCUCCCCCCGAGUGGCAGGGGGCCCGCAACUGCUCCUAUAACUUUGGUGGUCCAGGUUUCAAAAACACAUCCGCUUUUAACAGCAGUGAUGUGAAGUUGGACAUCUUCAACUUCCAGGAGUUGAAGAACUCCUCGAACGUGAUGGGAGUGAUCCGUGGUAGUGUGGAGCCAGACAGGUACGUGAUCUACGGGAACCACAGGGACAGCUGGGUCCACGGGGCCAUCGAUCCCAGCAGUGGGACCUCGGUGAUGCUGGAGGUGACCCGGGUGCUGGGCCGGAUGGUGAAGCAGGGCCGGUGGAGACCACGCAGGUCCAUCAUCUUCGGCAGCUGGGGGGCAGAGGAGUUCGGCCUUAUCGGUUCUGCAGAAUACACAGAGCAAUACUUCACCAAGCUCAGUGAACGCACCAUUGCCUACAUCAAUGUGGAUAUAGCCGUUUUUGCUAACGCCACCCUCAGGGCGUCAGGGAUGCCUUCAAUGCAGAACGUUCUCUUCACAGCUGCUAAACAGGUCACUGCACCAGGAACGGAGACGUCCGUCUACGAGAACUGGUUACGCUACAGCAACAAGACCAGUCCAACACAUGGAGAAAUCCCCAGGAUGGGAUACCUGACGGGUGCAGGCAGUGAUUACGCCGCCUUCGUCCACUACCUCGGAAUCACGUCGCUGGACCUUUCCUACACAUAUGACAGGACUAAGACGAAUGCUCGUAUUUACCCCGCCUACCACACUGCGUACGACACCUUCGACUACGUGGAUAGGUUCAUCGACCCUGGCUUCGUCAGUCACCAGGCCGUGGCCAGGACGGCGGGGAAUAUGAUGAUCCGAUUGGCUGACAGCCUGGUGCUGCCGUUAAACUGCAGUGACUACGCGGAGAGUCUGGAAGAUUACCUAAACAGAGCUGUGAGCCUGUAUGAGCCGAAACUUAAAGAUAUAUCCAUGGAGCCUUUAAAACAAGCCGUGAGCAGCUUUCGUCGUGCAGCUUCUCACAUGGAUCGCAUGAUUCACGACUCGGACUUGGCCAAUGAAACACCGAUGAAGGCCAGAAAAAUUAACGACCAGCUCAUGUUGUUGGACCGAGCUUUUCUGGACCCCCUGGUUUUCCCAGACAAAUAUGGUUUCAGGCAUGUGAUCUGGGCCUCCAGCAGCGCCGGUCAGUCCACCUUCCCGGGUUUGGCUGAUGCUUUUGCCACGGCUAAUUCAACAAAUGACUCAAAAGACUGGCAAAAAGUGCACUACCACCUGUCAGUACUGAGCCAGGCCAUAGAGGGCGCUGCUCAUAUACUGACUGAUGUCAUUUGAAGCAGGAGAGGAAACAGAAGAAGAGAACAUUCGCUGCACUUAACUACUGGUGGACAUUUGGUCUACGAGACUCCUCACUAGGGGAAUUGAACCAGCAACCCUCUGAUCAAGAACAUAAUUCUUAAAUUACUAGGCCUCCAGCUGGGGAAAAAAAAAGAAAACAAGACACUGUGGCACUGUUUAACACAGGACGGUCAAGAUUAUGAUUUAAGUUAAGGGUUAAUAAGAGUUAAUUCGGGUAAUAGUUUACUGAAAUAAAAAUAUUUAUUAAUGAACCUCUGUUUUGUUUUUAUAAAUAAUUAAAGUUGUGAAUAUUUAUGUUU